UUUUUCUUACUUCAUUUCAAUUCUCUUUAUUUUCUCAAUCACAUUUUCAGUACAAUUAUCGCAUCCUCCAAAUUUCAUUAUUCAGUCUCUAUUUGUGUUGGUUACAAAUUAAGCGCCAAUUGUAUUUUUAUACUUGUUACAAAUUGAACUAGUAGUAGUAGUAAUUAGUUAUCUGUGGCUGCUAUAGAGACAGACAGAUCUAUAUAUAUAUAGUAGUAGUAUCUAUUAUAUCACACAACACAGAAUUAGGAAUGGGAAUAAUGAGCUCAGAUGAUGAUCAAAGAGCUGUUGCUGUGAUCAUGGUUGGUGGCCCCACUAAAGGUACUCGAUUCAGACCGUUAUCACUGAAUAUUCCGAAGCCACUUUUCCCAUUGGCAGGACAGCCAAUGGUUCAUCAUCCAAUCUCUGCCUGUAAGAAGAUACCGAACCUAGCACAGAUUUAUCUUGUUGGCUUUUAUGAGGAGCGCGAGUUUGCCCUAUAUGUGUCCUCCAUCUCUAAUGAGCUGAAAGUCCCUGUCAGAUACUUGAAAGAGGACAAGCCACAUGGGUCUGCUGGUGGAUUAUACAAUUUCAGAGAUCUUAUCAUGGAAGAUAACCCGUCACAUAUCUUCUUGCUGAACUGUGAUGUUUGUUGCAGCUUCCCAUUAACUGAGAUGCUUGAGGCUCAUAAAAGAUAUGGUGGAAUGGGAACAAUCCUCGUAAUUAAGGUCUCCCCUGAAUCAGCAGACCAAUUUGGAGAGCUGGUAGCUGAUUCUAGUUCCAAUGAGUUGCUGCAUUAUACAGAGAAACCUGAAACUUUUGUCAGUGACCGAAUAAAUUGUGGUGUUUAUGUAUUUACACCAGAGAUCUUUACUGCCAUUCAGGGUGUAUCUACACAACGAAAAGACAGAGCUAACCUAAGACGUCAAUCCAGCUUUGAAGCCCUACAAUCUGCAACAAGGAGUCUUCCUGCAGAGUUUGUUAGAUUGGACCAAGAUAUAUUAUCACCACUUGCAGGAAAGAAGCAGUUGUACACGUAUGAAACUAUGGACUUUUGGGAACAAAUAAAAACACCUGGAAUGUCUUUGAAAUGCUCUGGCUUGUAUCUUUCUCUGUUUCGCCACACCUCACCGCAUCUUUUGACCGAAGGAGAUGGUUCAAAGAGUGUCGCCAUAAUCGGUGAUGUUUACAUUCACCCGUCAGCAAAAGUUCAUCCAACAGCAAAGAUUGGUCCAAAUGUAUCGAUAUCCGCUAAUGCACGUAUAGGAGCUGGUGUACGGCUGAUCAACUGUAUCAUUCUUGACGAUGUUGAAAUCAAGGAAAAUGCAGUUGUUAUUCAUUCAAUUGUUGGUUGGAAAUGUUCUAUUGGACGGUGGUCACGUGUACAGGCUGAAGGAGAUCACAAUGCAAAGCUUGGUGUGACAAUCCUUGGUGAAGCUGUUAAUGUUGAAGAUGAAGUAGUGGUAAUCAAUUGCAUUGUCCUUCCUAACAAGACUCUGAAUGUUAGUGUUCAACAUGAAAUCAUCUUAUAACAAAGCAAGAUGAUGGCAUCUCAUGGUCAAACCCUAAUUCUGUACGUGCUCAGUGCUCUCGUCAUUUAAUAUCUUUUCCGAACCAAUACUUCGUGUUCCCAAUUGGAUGGUAUAUAAGGCAGUGGUAAUAACAUAAUGAAGUUAGUAGGGAAUUUGUAUUCUUUUUAUAUUGUGCAAGUUUGAUCAUGCAACAAGCACCUGUAUUAUUUCCUAAAUCUUGUAUAAUAAACUAUCAUUUCGCCUUUUUCAUCAAAA
Molecule: messenger RNA, 1766 nt
Organism: Erigeron canadensis
Lineage: Eukaryota; Viridiplantae; Streptophyta; Magnoliopsida; Asterales; Asteraceae
Product: mannose-1-phosphate guanyltransferase alpha
Exons: 14
Coding region: 252-1511 (419 amino acids)
Biological process (GO): biosynthetic process
Cellular component (GO): cytoplasm
Source: RefSeq, a predicted model, not a curated record